Musa acuminata AAA Group (dessert banana) is the source of this 3955-nucleotide messenger RNA. Its product is annotated as BEL1-like homeodomain protein 7. The record is from RefSeq and is a predicted model, not a curated record. NCBI's taxonomy places the organism in Eukaryota, Viridiplantae, Streptophyta, Magnoliopsida, Zingiberales, Musaceae. Bases 1719 to 3632 code for a protein of 637 amino acids. Gene Ontology annotation, molecular function: RNA polymerase II cis-regulatory region sequence-specific DNA binding; DNA-binding transcription factor activity, RNA polymerase II-specific. The transcript has 5 exons. Gene Ontology annotation, biological process: regulation of transcription by RNA polymerase II.
CCGAUAUCCCUUUGACCCAGGGGAGGUACCAUGGGAUGCCAAAGGCAGAUGCUGAGACAACUUGGACCUUUUCUUCUGGUGAUUAUUUUCUCUACUUGUUUGCUGAUUCUGUACUGGCUCGUGAUGGAUGGUGUUGUCCAUCCAUCCACAAGAUAGAUAGUUCCAACUGUUGUGUUAUGGUUGCAGGCUAAUCAAACAGUGAUUCAUUAUGAUUUUUGUUGAUGUUGUAUGAGGAAAUUCCACAAGAAAUGUAUUUUAGUAGGACAUCAUAUUGCAGAGAAGUACUACUUCUCAUGGAUUCCAUGGAGGGCAUAAUUUGUUUCAUUCCUUGUACUCUGUAAAAGAAUGAAGAAAAAUACACUUCUCAGCACCUUUGCCACUACUGAUUUUUGUUAGUCUUCUUUAAUGCCUGCCCUCUGCUACUUUUAUUCUGCUCUUGCUUAAUGAUAAGUUGGCAGCAGUUUGAUCAGUGUUUCCACGGGCCAACCCUGCAGCACACCCAUGUCUGUCCCUGUUCUUGUCUCACUCAUCACCCAUGUCUUGCAGCAGUAGGGCAAUACACAUCUUCUUGAAGCCAUCCCUGCUUGACUGUGAACGGUUUUGGACUAUCCAUAAAGUCCAUUUUUCACUGCUGUGUUGCCUGUUAAAUAAUGUUUCUGUAGCCUUCUAAUUGAUUGUUAGGCUCAUGUGAGACAUGCAAAAGCUAAUCAUGGCAGUCAUGUUUGCCAGAAACAAGAUGGACAACCAUGGAGAAUGGAGAUGUCCUGUAAACCAAACACACACUCAUGAUUGAAAAGAGUUGUUAACUACAAGCAGAGGAGUGGUUCUUGAUCAACACAUGUCACAACCCACACAAAGCGAGUAAUAGGUGACAACACAGGGAUGCCACUCUUCUCAAUCAGCCUAACAAAUGCCCUUAUUAUAAGGUAAUCUUCCCGACAAGGCUACCUAGUAUGGUUAGGGGGUGGGGAGGGGCUAUAUGGGAUUUAAGACAUAGUUUAGCAUUCUCUCCACCUAAAAAGAUACUCAAUCGAUCUUAUUCUUAUAGGCAAAAAGAUUAUUUCUGUGAUUUAAGUUUACAUUAUCUAAAAUAUUAAAUGGUAAAGAUGAAGACAUCAAUAGUUUACAGUAGGAAAUGUUAGCAAUUCCAAAACUUGGGUAUAAAGUGAGGUUGAGCACACAUCCCACCACACACAGAAGAGAGAGGGAAAGCUCACGUGCAGGAAGAAUGUUGGGGUCUGCUGCUGCUGCUGAGGACGAUGAGCUGAUGAGAGAGAAAGGGGGAGAGAACUGAAGGAAUUGAAAAACCAUGGUGGUCACUCAUUAAUAAUGAUGAUGAUGAUAAUAAUAAUAAGAAUCCUGGGCUGCGGUUACUGGUGGUGGUGGUGGGUGUAGGAAACAUUAGAGAGGGGGAGAUAAAAGGAGGCCCGGGUGUGUUGAAUUGAAGCCUUGGGAUCGGUUUGUCACCGCAUUGGAGGGCUCUGUGGCGCAGUGGAUCACCUGUGAGAUCUUGGUUUCUUGCUCCCCACAAGCUUGUUGGAGCUUAUGUACUUCUUAUAAGGACGCACUAUCCUUUGUUGGUCUGCCUACGGCUAACGAAGCUACCACUGUGCCUUGGCAAUGUGAUGAUCCAACAUCCUCCUGUUUCAAAAGAUUUUGACCUGGCUAGUGUUUAGAAGAGAGUAAGGUCCACUUUUUGUUCCAGCACUGCCAACCAAAUGGAUAACACACCGAAUCUAUGUUCAAGGGAUCCUGGACAUUCUCAAUACAGUGAGGCAUCAGUUUUUGACAAUCUUCUAUGUCAUAAGUAUUCACCUUCGGUAGCAUAUACUGAUGCAUUGGCAAACACCCAGCCUCAUCAAAACUCUGUUGAGGUUCCGAUAGUGACCACUGUGAUCUCACAGGGCUCAAUUCUGGAGACGCCUAAUAUGGUCACUUCCUGUAUAGGCGAGCAUGCUUAUGACUCAUGGAAGGAUGGAAAAAAUGACAUUCUAUUCAUGCAGACAGUUGGAGUAGAUGGUUCAGAAAAUCUUCUUCAUGACGGCAAUUCCCAAAUGAAUCUGCGGAGACAGCUGGGUGCGUUAAAUAGGCAGUGCUUAUCUUUGCAGCAAUCAGAUGUUUCAACAGUACCUAGUCAAGGAUUAUCACUGAGCCUUGGAACACAGAUUAUAGUCCCUUCAAUCCAAUGUCAGCAUACUAGCUCAGACAUCUCUCUUUUUCGACCUCAUCAAACAACUUCCAGAAAUGGUGGAUCUGGCAGAGAUGAAAAUUGUGAAAACAAAAGUACGAAUGCCAACAAUUUCCCAUAUGAAUCAGCGAGUCUUGCUAGUUCAAUUCUAAAUUCGAAGUAUCUAAAGGCAGCACAAGAAUUACUGGAUGAAGUUGUUAAUGUUCAAAAGGCUCUGAAGCGAAAAUCAAUCAAAAGUCAAAGUCUUCAUACUUCUGCUGGUACCACCACAGGAAAGGAUUGCAGUGCAGGUGAAGGAAUGUCGUCGAACCCUCAAGACUCUACUAUCAACUCAUCCAGUGAGCUCUCACCCUCUGAAAGGCAGGAUCUUCAGAACAAGGUUACCAAAUUAUUGACUAUGUUGGAUGAGAUUGAUAGAAGAUAUAAACAGUAUUACCACCAGAUGCAGAUAGUAGUGUCAUCUUUUGAUGUAGUAGCCGGUUUCGGGGCUGCUAAACCUUACACGGCACUCUCCCUCCAAACAAUUUCUGGGCAUUUCCGCUGCUUGAGAGAUGCCAUCAGUAGAGAAAUUUUAGUUACCAGGAAAAGUCUUGGAGAGGAAGGUAACUCAGGUAGCAAGGGUGUUGGAAUGUCUCGCCUUCGCUAUAUAGAUCAGCAGCUGAGGCAACAGAGAGCCAUGCAGCAGUUUGGUAUGAUGCAGCAACAUGCUUGGAGGCCACAGAGGGGGUUGCCGGAGUCAUCUGUCUCAAUCCUUCGUGCUUGGUUGUUUGAGCACUUCCUUCACCCUUACCCGAAUGAUUCUGAAAAGCUAAUGCUUGCGAGACAGACAGGCUUGACAAGGAGUCAGGUUUCCAACUGGUUCAUAAAUGCACGAGUUCGUCUUUGGAAGCCCAUGAUUGAGGACAUGUACAAAGAGGAGACUGGUGACCUCGAGAUUGACUCUUCUUUGGAGAACCCACCUAAAGAUCAGGAUGGUGUUCAUUCCACUGGGAAUGGAGAAAACUCACAAAACACUGCCACUGAAAGAUGCCAAGUAAACCAACUUAGUGACUUAUCAAGAUCCAACAUCAUGCCAGGAAUGGAUAUGGCAGGGGCUGGUGCAAAAGACUACCGUAUGAACCUUAAGAUGCGAUCAACCACAGAAGAGUGUAGCUAUGUGCAAGAUGCUCUUGCGCAUAUAGAUGGAACUGGGAGGUUCAUGGCUUAUGCUGAUUUGGGCUGUGGCGGUGGUGGUGGGGUGUCACUGACACUGGGACUACAGCACUGUGACGGUGGUCUUCCUGGAUCUGGCAGUCAGCAGAGCUUCGUUGGGAUGCAGGGGGGAGACAUCUACAGUGCAGCAGCUGCCAUUGGAGCUGAUACAGCUGAGUAUGAUUGUGUUAAUUUGGGAGACCGACCGCACCGAUUUGCUUCAUCACAACUGUUGCAUGACUUUGUGGCCUGACAAUGUUGAUCGUCACGGUAUCAGCUGUCAAAUCAUCAGGUGCCAGCAAUUUGCUUGGAGCUGCUCUUAGGCAUUGCUUGUAACUCCACAGGAAAUAGAGGAUGAGCAUGAUAUGCAAUGUAAACAAGAGAUGAGGCAGGUUGGUGAUAACAUAAGAGGUAGCAUAUUGUAAAGAUAAGAAGUGUAGCUGUGGUAAUCAUCUGAAGAAUGGAACAUGAGAUGAGUACCAAUCAAUGGUUAUUCUGAUGUAUACUUCUACAAAAUGAGUACCAUUUUACAUUAAUAUCCUUUAGAAGCUCAUUAUGAUAUUAAAGAUUAGUAAU